AUAUAUACUCAUCAUCACCAUUGAUCUCUCUCUCAAUGUAGCUACUCAAACCCUAGUUCAGUCAAUCGUAUAACACAAUUGCCAAAUCAGCACAAAAUCAACUCAUUAUGUGAUGUUAAAUCAAGGAGCAUUAAGUGGAUUUUUGGCCAAACUUCUUCAUUAUGCAAGCUUCUCUUAUGGAUGAAAAAUAAUGAUAUUCGAAUUGUUGGUAUCUGGGGUAUUGGAGGAGUAGGAAAGACGACACAUGGAAAAGCCUAUCAAAGAAGGCCCACACAUAUCGGUAAGGACGCACAGUUUGGUGAUCCACCAGUCUAGGACACCCUCUUCUGCCGUUUGGAGUGCUCUUCUCAUUUCAGAGCAUAUAUUUUGUGAUGCCUCCGAAAAAGGCGACAGCUGCCCAGAAGGGCAAGUCAGUAGCGGCCGGAGAGGCUAGCCGGGCUCAGAAAGCUACUCGGACCCUUGCUCAGAUUAUGCGUGAUACUGCACCCCGGCCAACAGACUCUGCUACGUCAUCAUCAUCAGAGGAGUCUGGAGCACCAGUCACUGCCACUAUGGAUCAGAGGGCGGCUUCACCAUUGACUCCAGAGGCUCCAGCGCCCGAGCCUCCAGCUCCUCAGCCAGGGGCGGAGGAUAGGACUUUGAGGGAGGCCGUACAACUAUUGACUACCUUGGUAGCGGGACAGGUUCGCAGACGCGGGCUGAGAGGUGAUGAUGAUGGUGACAGGCGUGAUAGCCUAAGGGUUCAUGAUUUUCUGACAUGUGGUCCCCCAGAGUUUUUCGGGUCUAAGCCCGAGGAGGACCCCCAUGACUUCAUUCGGGGGAUGCGGCGUUCAUUAGAUCUGGUCAGGGCUUCAGAGACCGAGUCUGUUGAGUUGGCCUCGCACAGACUACGAGAUGUUGCUGCUAAUUGGUUUGAGUCCUGGGAGCUGUCCAGGGGUGAGAGUGCUUCCCCAGCUACUUGGGAUGAGUUUGUGACUGCUUUUCUCCGCCACUUUUUGCUCCCGGAGUUACGGCGGGCGCGGGUUGACAGAUUUUUACAGUUGCGGCAGGGAGGUCGGAGUAUUCGUGAGUAUAAUUUGGAGUUCGAUUCUCUGGCUCGAUAUGCACCUGCUAUAGUGGCUGAGAUGGAUGACCGGAUGCACCGGUACGUGAUAGGGCUGGACCGUUAUUUAGUUGACGGCUGCAUGGCGGUGGCAUCACAGAGUGAUAUGGACAUCGCCCGGUUAUAGGCCUAUGCUCAGGGUAUGGAGGACCGGAACAGAGAGGACCGGCCGGGCAGAGAUCGUGACAGGAGGCCGCCCAAGAGGGCCAGGUCCGCGGGGUAUUCUGGAGAUUCUCGAGGCGGACAGCCUCAGCAGCAGUCGUCAGGUAGAUAUUUUCCUCCGUCAGGCCGGGGUACACAGUCAGCCGGCAGACGAUUUGACAGUGCAGGACCAUCUGGGGCCGGUCAGAGUUCCAGAGCAUCAGGUUCCCAGACAGCCAGAGGUUCCAGCCAGUCCAGACCACCCAGGCCCCGUUCUUAUUGCGGGAAAUCGCACCCAGGGGAGUGCUAUCGAGCUACCAGAGCCUGCUUUUCUUGCGGCCGUCAGGGUCAUGUUAUGUGUGAUUGUCCGAUGGCGAGUGGUUCCGGUAGUGCAGUUCAGCCGACGGGAUCAGCCGCAGGUAAAUCUUCUACUCCCUCAGCUAUGCGCCCUGCGGGGCGAGGUAUGCCGGCACAGGCGGGCCGCGGUCGAGGCCGUGGCAGUGGUUCAGGUUCUAGCGGUCCAUCGAUCCGCAUAUAUGCAUUGGCUAGCCGCCAGGAUCAGGAGGCUUCGCCAAAUGUUGUUACAGGUACCUUACUGGUUUUCUCCCGAUCUGUAUAUGCACUGAUUGAUCCUGGUUCUACUUUAUCAUAUAUCGCUCCACUUGUUGCUAAUGAGAUUGGAAUAGAAUCUGAGUCGAUAGAGCCUUUUGAGGUAGCUACACCUGUAGGGGGUUCUGUUAUAGCCAGACAGGUUUACCGAGAUUGUUCUGUUAUUAUAUAUGAUCGUUGUACUAAAGCUGAUUUGGUAGAGUUAGAUAUGCUGGAAUUCGAUGUUAUUAUGGGCAUGGACUGGUUUGCUUCCUGUUAUGCGAAUGUUGACUGCCAGAAGAAGGUAGUUCGUUUCCAGUUCCCAGGGGAACCAGUUAUAGAGUGGUUCGGGUGUACAACAUUGCCGAGGGGUAAGUUUAUUUCAUACCUCAAGGCUAAGAAGAUGAUUCAGAAGGGUUAUAUUUAUCACUUGGUCCGUGUGCACGAUACUACAGCCGAGACACCUAGCCGAGACACCUACUCUGCAGUCAGUUCCGGUUGUCAAUGAAUUCUCGGAUGUAUUCCCAAAUGAGCUUCCAGGUCUUCCGCUUGAACGGGAGAUAGACUUCACUAUUGAUUUGUUGCCAGAUACGCAGCCCAUAUCUAUUCCUCCGUACAGAAUGACACCGGCAGAACUAAAAGAAUUGAACGAGCAGUUGAAUGAUCUAUUAGACAAAGGUUUCAUCAGACCCAGUACAUCGCCCUGGGGAGCGCCGGUAUUAUUUGUGAGAAAUAAAGAUGGGUCACUGCGGAUGUGUAUUGACUACAGACAAUUAAAUAAGGUGACUAUCAAGAAUAAAUAUCCCCUUCCCCGGAUUGAUGAUUUGUUUGAUCAGUUGCAGGGUGCCAAAUAUUUCUCGAAGAUAGAUUUGCGCUCGGGGUACCACCAGGUACGGGUACGGGAGGCAGAUAUUCCGAAGACUGCUUUCAGGAGCCGGUACAGGCAUUAUGAAUUCAGAGUGAUGUCUUUCGGGCUGACUAAUGCUCCAGCGGUAUUCAUGGAUUUGAUGAAUCGGGUAUUUCGACCGUUUCUUGAUAUGUUCGUGAUUGUUUUUAUUGAUGAUAUUUUGGUUUAUUCACGAUCAGCAGAGGAGUAUUCGGAUCAUCUGAGAACAGUGUUGGGCACUCUUCGGCAGCGGCAAUUAUAUGCUAAAUUUUCUAAAUGUGAAUUCUGGUUGACUUUUGUGGCAUUCUUGGGGCAUAUUGUCGGAGCAGAUGGUAUUCAGGUAGAUAUGCAGAAAAUUGAAGCUGUACAGAAUUGGCCCAGGCCUACUACACCUACUGAGGUACGCAGCUUUUUGGGGUUGGCCGGUUAUUACAGAAGAUUCGUAGAGAAUUUUUCUUCUAUUGCGGCGCCAUUAACAAAGUUAACUCAGAAGGCAGCGAAAUUUCAGUGGACUGAUGCCUGUGAGCGCGACUUUCAAAUGUUGAAGGAAAAAUUAAUUACAACUCCAGUUUUAGCUCUUCCGGAGGGGUCCGACGGGUAUGUAGUUUAUUGUGAUGCCUCUGGUAUGGGUUAGGGUUGUGUGUUGAUGCAGCACGGUCGAGUCAUAGCCUAUGCUUCCCGGCAGCUCGCACGAGAAGAAUUAUCCCACUCACAAUCUGGAAUUAGCUGCGGUGAUUCAUGCUUUGAAGAUUUGGCGGCAUUACUUAUAUGGGGUCCACGUUGAUAUUUAUACGGACCAUAAGAGCCUCUAGUAUAUUUUCAGACAGAAAGAACUAAAUUUGCGGCAGAGGCGGCAGUUAGAAUUGCUGAAAGAUUAUGAUGUUGAUAUUCUAUACCAUCCAGGGAAAGAUAAUGUUGUGGCAGAUGCACUCAGUCGCAAGUCCAUGGGUAGUUUGAUUGAUGUACAGUCUGGUAAGAAAGAAAUGGUUCGCGAUAUCUAUCAGUUGGCUAGUCUUGGAGUCCGCUUAGUCGAUUCUGGAGAUGCCGGGAUUUCUGUUCGAGGAGGGGCCGAGUCCUCUAUUCUUAGUGAGAUUAAGCGGCGUCAGUAUGAAGAUCCUGUUCUGAUGCAGUACAGAGACACAACCCGUGAAAAAGAGGAGACCCUGUUUGAGAUUUCAUCCGAUUGAGUAUUAUUAUUCAGGGGCAGAUUAUGUGUACCUGACGUUGCGGGACUGCGGCGACAAGUUAUGGGCGAGGCACAUUAUGCCAGAUAUUCUGUUCAUCCAGGGUCGACGAAGAUGUAUCAUGAUCUUAGAUGUCUGUAUUGGUGGGACGGUAUGAAAAAGGACAUAGCAGAGUUCGUUGCCCAAUGCCCAAAUUGUCAGCAGGUGAAGAUUGAGCAUCAGAAACCCGGUGGGUUAUUGCAGGAGAUGGAGAUACCAACGUGGAAGUGGGAGAUAAUUAAUAUGGAUUUCAUUGUAGGCUUGCCUCGCACUCCACGGAGGUACAACUCCAUUUGGGUUAUCGUUGAUCGGCUGACAAAAUCAGCCCACUUUCUUCCAGUUCGGACUACAUACACAGCUGAAGAUUAUGCCAGGCUAUAUAUUAAGGAGAUUGUGAGACUGCACGAAGUUCCAGUGUCUGUUAUCUCCGACAGAGGUGCCCAGUUUACAGCAAAUUUCUGGAGAUCAUUUCAGGAGGGAUUGGGGACCCAGGUGAGUUUGAGUACCGCAUUUCAUCCUCAGUCCGACGGACAGGCCGAGCGCACUAUUCAGACGCUGGAAGAUAUGUUGCGUGCUUGUGUUAUUGAUUUCAGGGGUAGCUGGGAUGAUCAUUUGCCGCUUGUUGAGUUUGCUUAUAACAACAACUACCACUCCAGUAUUCAGAUGGCACCAUAUGAGGCUUUGUAUGGCAGGAAAUGCAGAUCUCCGAUCGGUUGGUUUGAUGUAGGUGAGAUUCAGUUAAUUGGUCCAGAUGUGGUCCAGCAGGCAGUCGAUAAAGUGAAACUGAUUCGAGAGCGACCAUUAGCGGCCCAGAGUCGACAUAAAUCUUAUGCUGAUAAACGACGUCGACCGUUAGAGUUCCAGAUUGGCGAUUGAGUAUUCCUGAAAGUGUCACCUAUGAAAGGGGUUAUGAGAUUUGGCAAGAAAGGAAAGCUCAGUCCGAGAUAUAUUGGGCCUUAUCAGAUUAUUCGUAAAAUAGACAAAGUGGCUUAUGAAUUAGAUCUGCCAGCCGACUUGGGAGCGGUUCACCCAGUAUUCCAUGUUUCUAUGCUUCGUAAAUGUAUUGGUGACCCUUCCAGAAUCUUUCCUACAGGAGAUAUACAGGUCACCGAGGAGCUAUCUUAUGAAGAGCAGCCUAUAGCCAUAUUGGAUCGUCAGGUAAGAAAGUUGCGGAAUAAAGAUGUGGCUUUUGUUAAGGUGCUGUGCCAGAACAAUAACCGAGAAGAAAUGACCUGGGAAGCUGAGGAGCAGAUGAAGAAGAAGUAUCCUCACCUAUUUCCAGUACCUUCAGACCUUGGGGAGCCCGAGGCGUAGAUUGGGAUUUACGUUAGAUAGGCUAGCUUGGAGUGCGUACGAGGUACAGAUGCACAGUUUGGUGAUCCACCAGUCUAGGACACCCUCUUCUGCCGUUUCGAGUGCUCUUUUCAUUUCAGAGCAUAUAUUUUGGUAUAUAUUCGUUCGCUGUGUAUGUAUAUAUUUGUUCAGGGGUACGGCGGGGCCCUGUCCCGUCAUAUGUUUUGGUUGGUCUGUUUAGAGGUCUGUAGACGUAUUUGUGGGUGUGUGUGCCUACUUCUGUUCAGAUGUGUUUGUAUGAUCCUAUUCGUUAUGGCAGUCUUGUCGGCGCACAUUUUGUA
Lycium barbarum (goji berry) is the source of this 5574-nucleotide messenger RNA. RefSeq lists its product as uncharacterized. Gene Ontology annotation, molecular function: nucleic acid binding; zinc ion binding. The transcript is spliced from 6 exons. Bases 1245 to 2339 code for a protein of 364 amino acids. The record is from RefSeq and is a predicted model, not a curated record. Lineage: Eukaryota; Viridiplantae; Streptophyta; Magnoliopsida; Solanales; Solanaceae.